This is a messenger RNA of Chanos chanos (milkfish), 1617 nucleotides long. RefSeq names its product phosphatase and actin regulator 3b (gene phactr3b). The record is from RefSeq and is a predicted model, not a curated record. Gene Ontology annotation, molecular function: actin binding. NCBI's taxonomy places the organism in Eukaryota, Metazoa, Chordata, Actinopteri, Gonorynchiformes, Chanidae. Bases 1 to 1617 code for a protein of 538 amino acids. Gene Ontology annotation, biological process: actin cytoskeleton organization. The transcript is spliced from 12 exons.
AUGGCCACAUCGGACAGCGCAGAUGAUUGUGUGCUGCAGAGAGGUAGAUCUCAAAGUGACCCAAGCAUCCUGACUGAAGCUCGUGUCAUUUACGCACACAGCACAGAUGUGAUGGACCAGCAGACAGCUCUUCAUUCUGGUUGCCUAGUGACAGGGGUUCGAACGCCACCUAUCCGUCGAAACAGCAAAUUGGCCAGCCUGGGGCGGAUCUUCAAGCCUUGGAAGUGGAGGAAAAAGAAAAAUGAGAAGUUGAGGCAGAACUCAACAGCUCUGGAGAGGAAAGCGGUAACGCGGCAGAGUCGUGAUGAGCAGGUCAGGAAGGGCCAAGCGGAGGCGGGCACAGGUGAGAAAAAGACAUUCAAGUCUGCCUGUGGAGGGACCCUGGAUGAGAUGGGCAGCCCCAUCCAGGACUAUUCAGAUGUGGAGGACAGAGAGGAUGAGCCCAUGGCCCCUUUGGCCAGCACCACAGAAGAUCUGGGCUCAGAUGAGGACAAUCCCUCCACAAUGCGAGACACCACAGAGGAAAUUGAGACGCUAGGAGAGCAAAGCCAAAUUGAGGAAGAGGAGGAGGAGGAGGAGACUUCCUUUACGGAUGCCACCGUCAGGAAUUCUGUCGGGCCCACUCGAGCCCUGGAGUGUGUAGAGGAGGCUAAGCAGGAGUUACCACGCAGAGAGGCGUGUACCCCCCCACCCAAACUUCCAUCUAAGCUGCUCACCAGACUCGGCAGUCUAGACAGUUCUCAUUCUAAUGCAAUGAGGCCUGCUCCAGCAACCCUGCCCAGGAAUUUCACCCUUCCUAAAGAUGCUUUAAGGGGGAAGAUGUCCACCCCAACAGGCUCCCCUCAUCUUGGUGCCAUACAUCCAAUGCUGCCCCCUAGCUGCAUCAUAGAGGAACUUCAUCGGGCGCUGGCCACCAAACAUCGACAGGACAGUUUCCAUGGCAAAGAAAUACGCUGCUCACCCAAACGUCGCUCGGAUGGUAGACUGUCCCGUACCUCCAGCAUAGAGAAAGAGCCAUGUGGAGAAGGUGAGAGCAAGAAAGAGGCUGAGGAGAACAAGGAGAACAUGCGUUUGGACGAAUACUACAGUGACCAGGACAGCUGGAACGAGUCAGUCAUCUCCGGGACACUGUCACGCAGGAUGAGGAAGGAGCUCCUGGCUGUGAAGCUACGUAACAGACCCAGUAAACAAGAGUUGGAAGAACGAAACAUCUUCCCUGUGCGCAGUGACCAGGAACGUCAGGAAAUUCGCCAGCAGAUUGAGAUGAAGCUUGCCAAGAGGCUGAGCCAGAGACCGGCAGUUGAAGAACUGGAGAGUCGGAAUAUCCUAAAACAGAGGAAUGAUCAGACGGAGCAGGAGGAGAGGAGGGAAAUUAAACAGCGCUUGAAUAGAAAGCUCAACCAGCGACCCACAGUGGAUGAGCUGCGAGACAGAAAAAUCCUCAUCCGCUUUAGUGACUAUGUGGAAGUGGCAAAAGCUCAGGAUUAUGACAGGAGAGCAGACAAACCGUGGACCAGACUGUCUGCUGCGGAUAAGGCAGCAAUACGCAAAGAGUUAAAUGAAUUCAAGAGCAAUGAGAUGGAGGUUCAUGCAUCAAGCAAACACUUGACAAGGUGA